AUGGAAAACAAAGAUGAUUACUUUAUUUCCAAUGAUAUAUUGACACUCUGUGUGGAGCUUUCAAUUCAUCCGGUAAUUCUGAACAAAAUGUUACAAUUUAUUUAUACUGGGCAAGUCUCAGAAAUUGACAAGGACUCUGAAGAACUUUUUAAAGUAGCUGAUAUGUAUCAGCUUGAUAAACUUAAAAUUUUGUGUGUCUUUACGCGUCUUUACGCAAAUUGA
Cotesia congregata is the source of this 222-nucleotide messenger RNA. NCBI's taxonomy places the organism in Eukaryota, Metazoa, Arthropoda, Insecta, Hymenoptera, Braconidae. The record is from the annotation of a GenBank genome assembly.